AUGGAGGACAGUGACGAUGAAGAUAACGUCCAGGUGAUCAUCUUUGGAAAUUCAACGGAGGCCAACUUUGACGACUUCUACAGGGAACAGGACCCAACAAAGGACGAACACGGAGGGGAUGGCAGGGGGGACCCCGCCGGCGGAGCGUUUCCCAACGGCGAAGCCGAGGAAACACCGCGCGACGUGGACCUCGAAACGCAGGUGCAGAGAGCCACUCGGGAAAACAAAGUCUUCCUGAAAUAUGACUACACCCGGGAGAAGCCGUGGGCGCACCACGCGGACAAGAGCAUGUGGUUUAAUUACAAUUUCGACGAGCACUCCUUUAAGGAGUGGGUCCAGAAGCACAUCGAUAAGCGGAUCGAGAAGCAACAGAACUAUCAAGUGGAAAAUGCAGACAAUGUAUAUGAGGACAAGUUCAGGGCUGCUGUUAGGAACCCCCGAGGUUUUGAAGACUCCGAUCGCAGGGGGUAUAGCGACCAUCACGAACAGAACUACGAUGAUGACGUUUUGAGGCGGAACCAAAAGGGAGCAAAGAACAGCAUAGGGAUGAAAGCGAGUAACUCUAAGAAGGGGGCUUUGAGUAAUAACUACGGCCUGCAGAGAGGCAACAACGCUUUGGUGCAACCCCACGAGGAGAGCAGCUUCGCUUUUCAGCCCCUUAGGGAAGAAGACAACUAUGUGGAUGAUCGUGGAAGGAGGAUGCCCCCCGAGAAGGCAGCCAGUAGAACGGGGCAGAUGACUCAAAAUGGGGGGACCCCAGGGGGAGGAGGUCACACCGCUCAGGGGGGAGGUCACACCGCUCAGGGGGUAGGCCACUCCGCUCAGGGGGGAGGUCACACCGCUCAGGGGGUAGGCCACUCCGCUCAGGGGGUAGGCCACUCCGCUCAGGGGGUAGGCCACUCCGCUCAGGGGGUAGGCCACUCCGCUCAGGGGGAAGACCUCACGCAGUUUCAAGAUUUGGUAAAUUUUUUCAAGCAGAACCCGGAGGUGUAG
Plasmodium vivax (malaria parasite P. vivax) is the source of this 993-nucleotide messenger RNA. RefSeq lists its product as hypothetical. The coding region runs from base 1 to 993 and encodes 330 amino acids. The record is from RefSeq and is a predicted model, not a curated record. NCBI's taxonomy places the organism in Eukaryota, Apicomplexa, Aconoidasida, Haemosporida, Plasmodiidae. The transcript is spliced from 4 exons.